Pecten maximus is the source of this 5821-nucleotide messenger RNA. RefSeq names its product chromodomain-helicase-DNA-binding protein 1-like. The transcript is spliced from 25 exons. Gene Ontology annotation, biological process: chromatin remodeling; DNA repair. Gene Ontology annotation, molecular function: ATP binding; ATP-dependent chromatin remodeler activity; DNA helicase activity. NCBI's taxonomy places the organism in Eukaryota, Metazoa, Mollusca, Bivalvia, Pectinida, Pectinidae. Gene Ontology annotation, cellular component: nucleus. The coding region runs from base 113 to 3187 and encodes 1024 amino acids. The record is from RefSeq and is a predicted model, not a curated record.
CCGGGAAAUAUGCAAGUAAGCAUAAACAAGUCUAUGUUUAUCAGCUAUUAAUGUUAAAAAACCAAUAUACUUCAGCUGUGUUUAACACAUUGUCAACGAUCGGAUCACAAACAUGCACGACAUGAGUAGUGACAGCGAAAAUGACAGUGAAGGAGAGUGCUCAAAAGAAAUACAAAGAAAAUACAUCGACAGCAAUGACAAGUUGAAAGAUUUUGGAUGGGCCGAUCUGCCUCUUCGUCCAUACCAGCUGACAGGGGUGAACUGGCUGAUCGAAUGUUAUCAGAAAGGUCACGGUGCUAUUCUUGGAGAUGAAAUGGGUCUUGGGAAAACAUGCCAGACCAUAGCAUUCCUGACCUACGUAGACUCCAGAGCCAAGAAGUGGAAACCGAAUCUGAUCAUCUGUCCUAGAUCCAUAUUGGAGAAUUGGGUAGCCGAGCUCAAGAGGUUUGCCCCUGAUACAGAAGUACAGAGUUAUGUAGGGGAUAAAGAUGAGAGGAACGCCAUGGCUCAGAAGCUGCGGUCUCAAGUGAAGGCAGGCAAGCAGCCUUUCAACGUCCUUGUUACCACGUAUGAGCUUUGUAUGAAGGACACAGGGUUCAAUGGAUUCUUGUCUUCAAUGGACUGGAAAGUUGUAGUGGUGGAUGAAGCUCACCGUCUCAAAAACAGUCAAUCUUUGUUGUACACAACUCUCAGUAAUUGGAGUAUGAGACAUCGUGUCCUGUUAACAGGAACACCUGUACAGAAUAACCUGGAGGAACUCUAUUCUCUCCUUGGCUUCAUCUACCCCACUAGGUUCAGACUCUCUGGUCUGGAGAAAUUUCUUCGAAAGUUCAAGGACAUUGACCGUUCUAAAGGUGUGUCGGAGCUCCACGCCCUCCUCCAGCCUUACCUGCUGAGGAGGACCAAGGAGGGAGUACUAAAGGACCUACCCAAAAAAACAGAAGUUGUCCUCUACCAUGGUGUCUCAAAGCUACAGAAAAAACUCUACAAGGCGAUUCUCACCAAGGACCUAACGGUCUUUGAGACAAUGGCGAACUACUCAGGAGGAGGAGGAGGAGGAAGCCCGCGCCUGAUGAACAUCCUAAUGCAGCUCCGCAAGUGUGUCAACCAUCCCUACCUGUUCGAUGGUGUGGAGCCAGAGCCAUUUGUGUUGGGAGACCACUUGGUGGAGGCGAGUGGUAAACUGGUGCUGAUUGAUAAACUUCUGUGUCAUCUGAAACAGACUGGACAUAAAGUCCUCCUGUUUUCUCAGAUGACACACAUGCUAGACAUCUUACAGGACUACCUUGGUUACAGAGAUUAUAACUAUGAACGUCUGGAUGGAUCUGUAAGGGGAGAAGAAAGGUUUCUAGCAGUACAAAACUUCAACAAAAAUGAGGAAACUUUUGUGUUCUUACUAAGCACAAAAGCAGGUGGUCAGGGAUUAAACUUGGUGGCAGCUGAUACUGUGAUAUUUGUGGACAGUGACUUUAACCCUCAGAAUGACCUCCAGGCCGCGGCUAGGGCACAUCGUAUUGGACAAGUCCGACCAGUGAAAAUAAUGAGGCUGAUAGCAACUAAUACUGUUGAGGAGAUUAUUCUACGGCGGGCAGAGGACAAACUCCGCCUCACAGAGAAAGUCAUCGAGGAAGGACAGUUCACACUCGGGGCCAAAUCUCUCAUUACCAAUGACAAAGUAGGGCUUCAGGAUAUACUCAAGUUUGGUGUGGACAGCCUGCUGAAUGAGGAGGAUGCUGACGAACCUGAUAUAGACUUCACAAAGAUUCUAGGCCCAUCGAUCAAUGGCGAGUGGCAACCUGAUGAGGAACCAGAAGCCAAGGCUAGCCAAUCAGUAGAGAUGGAGGAGGGGCCGUCCAGUAUGUAUGAGUUUGAGGGUACAGACUACUCAAAGGAACCCACAGCUGACGACAUUAAGGCAUUUGAACAACUUUUAGCAGUUCAGAAACAAGUAUUGGAGGAAGACGAUGCAGUGGGGCGAUCCCGACGUGGUAAAAACACACAGUUGAUGGAACUUUUCCCGGACAGUACACGGAAACCAAGGAAACCAUUGACUCCUGAGGAACUGGAGGAAAGAAAUGCCAAGAGAAAAGAGGCAGCAGAGAAGAGAGCGAAGCUUGCUGAAGAAAAGAGAAUAAGGAAAGAGAAACAAAGGAUAAAACAGAGGGAAGCUAUGUGGAAGUCGGCAGGGUACAUAUCUUCAUGUGUACAGAUUGAAAGCGAUGAGGAGAAGGAGGAGGAAGAGAAUGGAGAGGAGGAGAUAUUUGAUAUCACUCAGGAAGAUGAUGGAGGAGUUACUAAGAAUACAUCUAUCAACUAUGUCAGCGGAGACGUGACACGUCCAGUUCAGACACAGACAUUGGUCAAUGUCAUUGUACAUUGUGCAGAUGACUCUGGAGGCUGGGGGCGUGGUGGUAUUUUCUCCGCGAUAGGACGACGCUCCACAGCACCACAAGAACAGUACGAGUUGGCAGGAGAUAUGGGAGAUUUGGCACUAGGGGAUUGUCAUCUCAUCUCCCUUGAUGAUAAGUUCACCCGAGAUGGAGAAGAAGACUGGUUGGGUCUGAUAAUCGGCCAGCACAGGGAUAAACACAACCACCUGUCUGGUAUAAAGUUGUCUGCCCUUCAGCAGGGUCUAAAGGCUGUUCAUUACCUCGCCAAGGCAAGGAAAGCCAGCGUACACCUGCCCCGAAUUGGACAUGACACACCUGGGUUUAACUGGUACGGUACAGAGAGACUGAUAAAGAAACACCUAGCAUCAGAAGGCAUUCCCACCUACAUUUAUUAUUAUCCUCGUAAACAACAACUUUUAAAGCGGAUAUCCUCAGAAGAAAGUGACCCACCUGCUAAAAAGAAGAAGAUAUCCAAUGUUAAUUUAAAGGAGAAUGAGAGUAAACUUCAUACCCUCCCAGAUAUCUUCCAUGGCGUCACAGCUUACCUGUAUCCCUCCAACAUCACUGCCGACCAGAUCAAAAGAUACCGUCGAUAUCUUGUGGCAUAUGAUGCCGAUGUUGACACUUCCGUAGGAGACAAGACCACUCAUGUGAUAGUCCACUCUAGCUGCUCAGCUGAGGAUAUGAAAUCGAUUGGGACACCAAAUGAUGCUGUAGUUGUAUCAGAAAAAUGGCUUGAUGAUAGUUUGAGGAAAGGGCGCUGCUUACCAUCACAAGAGUACUUGAUAGACAGAUAGACGGGGCUCUUAAUAACCUGUUACCCCAUAGAAUGACCACUUCCCAUCUUGAAUGAAGGGGAAACUGGUUGUAACCAUGGUCAAUUUGUGUGCUGUGGUGAAUACUAUAACUACUGUACAUCAGAGUUGAACCUGAUAAAAGGUUGAUCACUAGAACUUCUUUAACUAAUUUGAGUUGAUGAAUUUAGAUGAGAAUAAAAAUUUAGGUUAUCAACUAUAUUUUCCUAGUCCCUAAUAACAGGGGUAUAUUAUAGGUAUGACAAAGGAUUUUAGAGGUUUGUGACUAUAAAGUUUGAGGUAUACAUGUAUUGUACAGUUCAUUUUCAUUGUCCAACUUAUUUUACCAUCAGCAAAAAUUUCACAAAUUAUUACGUAGAAUAUCAUUUACUGCAAGUUCAAUACAUUAAAGUAACAUUCUUUUAAAUAUAGUGCACCAGUCCUUAUUGAUAAAUUCAAUUUUAAAUAAUUAUUGUACCGUGUUAUACUUUGAGUUAGAUUAAUUCUUAGUUAUUGUAUCAGUAAUUUUAAUCACUCAUGUCCUCUUCACGAUUUUACAAACUUAACGAUCUUCUCUGUUAAGGAGGCAGAAAACAAUCUUCUCUGUUAAGGAGGCAGACCCAUGUUAUUUUUUCUCUAAACUUAGAAACGAGUUAUUAGUAAAAUCUUUAUUGUUACCUUCAGAAAUACAAUUAGUUUAACAUCAAAGGCAGCUUAAUAUAUGCUGUUUUAAUUAAGGUACUGUAUAAAAGUUUUUUUAAUUAAAUUUUUUUAAUUAAUUUUUUUCACUUUUAAAAGACAUCACAAACCAUUAUGCAAUACAUACAAUAUUGACAAUACAUUCACGCUCAGCAUCUAGAUUGUAAGGUUUACAUCCUUUGUCUUCUUGUGCUGAUUAAAUAUCACAUUGGUAUUGUACUAUUUACUAAUAAUAAAAGGUUUACGCUAAGGAACCGUAUCAGUUUGACAAAAAGUGGUCUAAAAUUUGAACACGUACAAUCUCCCAUGAUGGAAAUUCCAAGAACUGCACAAGGUUAGUAAUGUCCAUUAUUGUUUACAUUGAUUGUUUUCGUACACAUUUUAUUCGUAGUAUCAUUGUGAUGUUUUUGUUUUAGUUAGGACUGUUGUAUGUUAGUUGUUAACUGGUAUUAAACAUUUUGUUCAGUUUUGGUACAUGCAUUUAAAGCAUUUCGUAGAUUAAGACACUUAACAAAUAUUGUACAGUAAAGUCAUACAUAUUGUACAGUAAAGUAAAAAUAGUAAUAUCAUUAGUAAGUAGAAGAUUUUUUAUUGUGCAAGUUGUACAAGUGAUUAAUAUCCAUCUGUCCUAGAACUAUGGGUACCGUCAAAAACUUUUAGUAAAUGCUGUUCCUGUCCAGAAGUAUUCAGCUCGACAUUGUCACGUUCUUUGAUGCCCUGAACCUUCAAUUCUGGAGAAUCAGGGUGCAUGGAAUACAAGCCUUUCAUCCAGUUUUGGUAUAUCUGUGGUUGAUGUCUUUUUCUGUGAAUUCUGUCCGCACAAAAUUUCUGAACUCUCUUAAUAAUAGCUAGGCAUGCUCUUCACCACUGGAUAAUUCUAUUGUUUUAAUUGCAACUUCUUGCUAGCAUAAUGUACUUGAAGGUCCUGGAAGGUCAUUCCCGUGUUCUUGGACUAGGAAGCUACAACUCCUUGGUCAGAGCAUGUGAUCUGAGAAUGUUCAGUAUAGUGUUCUGUUUUGCACGUCGCCGUUAUUUCAGAGCUCUUCACAACCGUUAUUGGAACCUGCCAAUAACCAUUUGUAAGGUCAGGCUUUGGAAAUUAUGAGAAAUGGGCAAGUCUGAUGAAAAUGCUCUCGGUGUUGGUCUCAAUUUAAUAAGUCUGGCAUCAAACUUUGUAACCAGUUCAGAAACUCUUGUUAUGCAUUUAACCAUAAUGGUGACCGGUACAAAUUACAAUAAAGUUGGCGGUUCUAUCACAUCCUAGACCUAGAUGGAAGUAGAAUUAGCACAUUGUCUUCUGCAUUGAAUUAUGUAAUCUUUGCCUUUUUGUUACAACAUUUCUUCAUUGGCCCACCAUUUUACUUAAGUGUUUGGUACUGUUUUAUUACUGUUCAUGAAGAAAUUAUCACUAUUUUGGAAAUUGAUUUUGUGGUCUAUUGUUUAAAUCUAUGUUUGAAGCUAUUACUCCAGGCUGAUAUAUUUGUUCCUUUCUGGAAAGAAAGGGACCAAGUAAAGAGAACAUAAUGCUUCACAAUGCAAACUAUUCAUGUUCAAGAAAUAGUUGUAAGGUCUGUUAAAAGCAAUCAAAAUGGUACAGAAAAAUUGUUAGUGCUUAGUUGUUACCCAAUCUCCAUGAAUAACACAUAUUUUUAAAUUGUUCAGUACAAAUAAUGAUCAGACUGUCACUGUAUCUCUAAUAGUCAUUGGCGAAUAAUUUUGAAGCCAUUGGCUAGCGAGGAUGAUGUCACCCAUUCGAAAUGUUAUAAAUUGGCAGCUUGUUGAAAUAGUCAUUAAUAUAUGUGUAUAUGAUAUGUAUAUUGUUUGUUUGUAUUUAGUGCAGUACUAUGUAGUGUCUAGAUUAUAAAUAGAUUUAUUUACUAACAGACUGUGAUAUUUUCUAUUUUGAAAUUUAGAAAUAAAUUCUUUUUUCCAAACGAA